Molecule: messenger RNA, 5407 nt
Organism: Athalia rosae (coleseed sawfly)
Lineage: Eukaryota; Metazoa; Arthropoda; Insecta; Hymenoptera; Athaliidae
Gene: pot
Exons: 5
Coding region: 348-3227 (959 amino acids)
Source: RefSeq, a predicted model, not a curated record
GGGAGAGAAGAGAGUCGUUUGUAAGAGAAGAGCGGAUGCAGAAGAGUGGGAAAUAAAGAGAUAGAGAGGAAGGAACUCUCGACGGUGUAAAGGACGGAGAGACACUUGGCCAUUCCAGAAGAAGGUGGGGAGUCGACCACGACGGCGAGGGAAACGCGGGGAAGUUUGGAUCGGCAGGCUGCAGUUGCCGUCAGCCUCGCCUCCCAGUGAGCCAAGCUAGUAGCGAGGCCCCCUUGCCGAUUUGAUUUUUUUUUUUUUUUCAUUCCCCAUCCGACAAACGAAACAACAACGAACGCCGAGCGAUGCGACGACCAUGAGGAUCGAGAACUAGUUAUACCUGGAACAAGAUGCCUCAUCGUUACGCGACAAAGAUGACGCGUCUCCUGUUGAUCCCCGUAAUCGGGGCGUUAUUCACGCAGGUAUUCGCUCAGAGCAAUUACGCUUCCCAGGGAAACAGUAUCGAGUAUCAGCCGGGACUUCCACCGAGCACGGUUCUCGAUGGCAAAGUCACAAAGCUGGACGAUAUAUCCCCGGUAAUUUUCCUCAAUCGCACCAAAGCUUACUUAAACUGUGGCCAGGGUAGCAUGCAGGUCGAAUUGAAAUUUGAAGAACCCUUUUACGGCGUUGCCUAUGCCGAUUUUGAUCGCAACAGCGCUUGCAUGGUCAGAGGGAAUGGCGCUAAUUCCAGCCAACUGGAAUUACCGCUCAAAGGCUGCGGCACGAAACAAGACCCCCAACGCGUUUUCACGAAUAACAUCGUGGUGCGGUUCCAUCCUGGACUCGAAAUGGAAGGUGACGAAGUAAUUACAAUAGUUUGCAGAUAUCCUCCUCCAAUCGUAGCGGCGCCACCGGCAAACCUACCUCGGAUACUGCCGGACACCGUUGCACCCGCAAUAUUGGAGGCUCCAUUGAAGGGAUUUCAAAUCCUCUUGAUAAUUUGCGCGAUUCUAUUUCUCUCCCUUUUACUACUGGGCUUAGGGUGCUCUUACAUGUGCUUGAAGCGAAGAAACGUCCGGGUAAUUCAUCGUCAUCCGUUCAGCACCGGAUCCGGAUCUGAGAUAACCAAAAUGUCGGGAUCUUCUUUGAGCAAUCUAUCCAUGAUCGAGGGACUCAAGAUUCCCAGAGCGCACGCGCUCCUCCACGCUGCCGCUUCAUCCUCCGGAAGUGAGGCUAACCUCGUCAUGGAUCACUCGGACACUCUCCCGAGUGAUUAUCCGAGCGAAAGUCAUUCGGAAGUUGACGAGGAACGUUCACUGCCGGUAUCGUCUGCCGGAUCGUACGACAACAAAGCGUUCAUUCUCCAACAACAGGCCGAAUUGCGAGUGCCGAGUUCGCUCUACUCAGAAUCGGUGGCUGACGUGGAGUCGUCGGCAAUGACCGCGGCAAAUGCAUCGAGAAUCGCCAUUCCUCGACACCCCGUCGCCCUGCCGAUCGAACCGAAAUUCGACGUCCAAAUGAGAGUGAAGAGAGCGCCACCACCUCCACCGAGUCCCCUACCCUCCGAAUCCGACGCGAGUGUAAUUCUUGAGAGGAACUUGACCACGAUUCUCGAAAGAGAAGAGACGGCGAGGUCGAUGGAGAGUCCUGUUCCACCCGCACCGCAAAUGACUUCGUUCUCAUACGUUCCGGAACUGCACUAUCCUCCUAACGCCACUGUGUCCAGACAACAAACGCCGCCGGUUUAUUCGAGAAUUUUGAGAAAACAGGCGGAAAGGGAAGCAAUGGAACCACCCAUGGCUAUUCAUCGUCCAAGAUCGCUGACCUCCUUGAACACAGAGUUGACCGAUACCCACUCCUUUACAGAGGUUACCGAUAAUACCCACGCGAGAUACAAAGUCGCGAGUAUAUUGGCGCCGACACCUCCGCCACCACCUUCCAUCGGGCCGACUACUCACACUACGGUACUUCACCAAGAAUUGACCGGCGAACGAGUCGAACCCCUCGUCGAACCCGUGGUUGCCUCUAGACGACCGGAAAUCACUACGCACGAAGUUGACGACGUCUUCCUGAGGACUGUCACGGAGAAGAGGACCAUCGAGGAUAUCGAACGACACAGACGUCAAGUGACCGAGUACCACGCCAGACCACAAGUACUACCGGAUCCCAAGUGGGAUGUAACCAUCAGAAAUUACCCAACGGAAGAACUUCCACCUCCACCUCCGGAGUGGGAGAAUUUUUCGGACAUCAGUUCUGCCUCUAAUCUGACAAUUACAAACGAGCCAACUACUCACGAACCGGAAACCGAACUCCUUGACAUGGUGGACACGAACAUCGAACCGACGUACACACCCAGAGCUGAGAUACCAUCGAGAAUGAUGGACGAAGAUCCUGUUCCUAAUUGGACGGUCUUGAUACGCGUACUCGAACCGCAACACGCUACUGAACUUACGGAAGAGGAACGCGUCAAGUGGCGAGAAAUAAUCACCAGCGAGAGCACCUUACGCACUCUCCUCACCGAGGCGGUGGUGAAAGAGGACUACGAACUCAUUCGCAAGGACGCACGAUACACGAAUCUAUUUUCAUCGGAAAAAUGGGAUGUGAUAAUCAGAAUCCUAAGUCCCCCGUCCGCUGCAUCGCAUGGCAAAAGUGGGCAGCGUUAUAAACGCGGAAAGGGUUCGGAGUGGGACACUAGAUCGCGAAGAUCGUCUCUUCCGACUCUCUACGAAUACGAGAGCGACGGAGGAAGUUCCGUAAGAACUCUAACUCACGAUCAACGUCACGGAGGAGGCGCUCCUCUGCCUCCCGGUCGCUACAGAAGAUUGAGUUCAACGACCAGAGGAGGUAGCGAAGCGGACCUCAGAUCAAUGUCGGAAAUGACCGUGAGAGACUUUGCAAGAGCAGACCGCGAUGACCUGACCAGUCUCAGUUCUUACGAGGGUGAAUCUCUGGUGAGAUCUCUGAGUCAGCCGAGUCUGGCGAGGUCUGGUUCCGAGUUCACGGAGCACUGGGGAGUCCCCAGAGGAACUUGGGGAGUUGAGGACGGUCCAAGUUCAGCGGAAACGACGCCGAGACCUGUGAGGAGGAUUCCGUACCAACAGCAUCAUCAGGAAGUAACAUCUUCCAUGUUCAGUAGCGCUCAACAGGGAGUUGUUGCAGGUGCGGGAACACCUGCAUCCCAAGGUAUGGUGUUCAGGGAAACGAGGUACUCGGAAACCGUUCGAGAAAGUCAGCAACAAGGUGGUUCCGGUUGGUUCCACGAUGAUUCCGAGCCCGAAAUGCAGAUCUGAACAACUCGCCGGUCCGAAAAUAGCGGAGUAAAACAAAAGGGAUCCGUCUCGAGGACUCGCGAUAAAACGUUCCGUUUCACGUGCCCUCAAAGUCCAAAAUCAAACUAGAUAAUUUGUAAGAAUUGUUCGAAAAUUCACCGAGGAUCAGGACCCUUACUUUGCCUUCGAAGCGACGAGAUCCUCGUGUAAAACCGAUGAAAACGAAACUCCCGAAUUCCGUCCUCCGAUACCGUCGAUAGGACGCAAAUCCCGGAAGUCUUGUACGACUUUGAAAUUCGUCAAAAAUAUAAUACCGAUACGAAACGUCAGCUAUUAGUACCCGAGAUGUUAAAAUUCACCCUUACUCGGUUACUAAUGGCGUAAAAAUUAGUCGAAAAACCAGCGAGUCAAAGCAGUAGGUAUCUGUGUCACUUGGGUUCGUGCGAAGCUUCGGAGUCGUAGUUUUGCAAACCUUGGACGAAGAUUCAAUCCUACCUACACCGUAAGCUUUUCCUUCCCAAAGUUUCACCGCUCGUUUCCAGGCCGUUGGCCCUUUCCGUUUGUACUUCCGCUUUUAUCCCCUAGAAUAUUGGAUCACAGUGGAACGCACCCUACGUAUAUUCUCGUUUAACCUCACCGAUCACUUCGAUGCGAACGUACUGCCCCUUGUGUGGGACCUGUCGUCGCUGUCGCAAUAACAGGUCUCUGUUAAAGCUACACUGCUAGACCGACGCGUUCGGGGAUCCCCACGCGUAGCUUAAUCCUUGCUCCGCCAAUAACAUAAUACGUGGGCGUUGUCAUGCUAAUUAUUCGACAAAUCAGCUUGAACGAAUUUAAAUUUGAAUAUACGAAUUGGAGCUUGAAUAUAAAUUCACCGGAACCGUGAAGUCAAGUUUGCCGGUCUAUUGGCUUACGACCAUAACUGAAUAAUCGGCAUAUUUAUACAUAUUUUCGUACGUUUCUAUAGACGAGUGGAAAUUACGGGGAUGAAAUUCGUGUGACGUUUAGCUGCCCUGAUUCAAAGGGGAAUUAAUUUGUGUCGGUCCACCGGAGUCUUGCCGAGUAAGUCAUUGAUUUGACACGCUAAUAAAUUUCAUAGAAUUAGAGAAAAUUCAAUGACAAUAACGAGCAGCGUGACUGCUGCUCCGGGUGGGCAACUUCAGUUCCUGCCUUCGAUUAAGGGAUUUUCGUAGCAAUCGUCAAAAAUCAAAGACCAGGCUUUACACUAGCUACUCGCAGUUACGUUCUUCAAACCCUCUCCCCCUCGAUCUUUCGCCAUUUUGGUAUUAUUCAAUGUCCAUUUUUAUACAAUUUUCAUUAGCGCGAGUGGGACUGUAGAGUUUGGCUUUGAUUGAUUAGGUUAAUAGUAUUAACAAAGGAGUAAUUAGUUAUGUAACACAGAGUUGGCUUCCUAACUGGAGAGUCAGGCGGAUUUUGAAAGUCGCAACCACGGCAACACAAGAGCAAGAAUAACGAAAAAAACAAAUUCGAUCCGCUAAACUUUGGCCACUUUCGAAACUCGGCUGACCAUAUUUCCUUGCGAUCGCUAGUGAUAAUAGGAUUAGGUAAAAUGUGGUGCUGGGUCUACGCUUAACGAUUAGUUAAACUAUGAUAAAAUCCGAACGGUUCAUAUGAAUAUAUGCCUACCCUACUCAACCCUUACCUAUGUAUUAAAUAAAUAUAUAUAUAUAUAUAUACAUAAAGCAUACCCAUGUAAGUACCAUACUCGAAUGCACCUCGACAUGUAUGAUUUAUAUUACCGAUGUGCAUUCGAAAUCGAUAAGAAAACUGAGAAAAACGGAAAAUUGAUUGAAAAAAAAACUUAUUAACAUACCUUGUACGAACCUAACGAGAAUCAAAAGUUAUUUUGUUGUUGGGGUUAGAAAAUGUUCCGAAUAUCUUUGUAAAAAGGUCGUCAUAAUGCUGCACAUCCCGCAUUUAUCGCCAGUUAUUGCAUUUCAAUAAUAAAUUGUUAUUAUCAACGAACAAUGAUGCUCAAUGUGUAUAGUAGGUUUUACGCCCAACCGCUUCCAAAUUACGAUACCGUAGCAGUGAAAAAAAAAUAUACGUACAUACAUACCUAUAUGUGUAUGAAUAUCGCCCUUUUUACAGAGAGUCGUUCCAUUGUCCAAUUACUUGUUAGCCAUGUAAUUUAAUUACUUUAGUAGGGUGCUACUCUGUAUAUAUACUGAUAACAAAUG